Molecule: messenger RNA, 1494 nt
Organism: Zygosaccharomyces rouxii
Lineage: Eukaryota; Fungi; Ascomycota; Saccharomycetes; Saccharomycetales; Saccharomycetaceae
Gene: PHO2
Product: Pho2p
Exons: 1
Coding region: 1-1494 (497 amino acids)
Biological process (GO): cell differentiation; regulation of transcription by RNA polymerase II
Molecular function (GO): DNA-binding transcription factor activity, RNA polymerase II-specific; RNA polymerase II cis-regulatory region sequence-specific DNA binding
Source: RefSeq, a predicted model, not a curated record
AUGGAUUAUCAAUACGAUGAGAAUUUUGAUUCCCACUUCCCGCAGGAUUUGGCAUUACUGUCGGGGCAGGGGGCAGAUUCACAUGGGACCCACAAUGGAUCAUUAGAAGGCUCCAAUGGACAAACUGGUAUGGAAGAGGUCAAUGCGGCUGUUUCUUUCCCUAAUAGCUCUUCUACGUCACCUCAAGAAGAUAGAAAAUCGGCAACUAUUACUGCGAACAGUGUUAUUAGUAAUAGUGAUAAUAGUAGCAGCAAACCAAAGAGAACCAGAGCUAGAGGUGAAGCUCUUGACAUUUUAAAAAGAGAGUUUGAAACAAAUCCAAAUCCUACAUCACAGAGAAGGAAAAAGCUGUCAGAAAUGACUGGAUUACCUGAGAAAAACGUUAGGAUAUGGUUCCAGAACAGAAGAGCUAAACUGAGGAAAGACGAUAGAGCUGGAGUUAGAGAUGGUAGUGGUGGACUGACGGGUGAUAAUACUGGUGACAGUAAUGCAUUCUAUUCGUAUGAUAAUGGAGAAAAUUCCACGCUUUUUGAUCAGAUCCCUUUAAAUAUUAAUAACAACUACUACUUCAUUGAUAUAUGUUCCAUAACGGUUGGUAGUUGGAAUAGAAUGAAAAGUGGUGCGCUUAGAAAAUCUAAUUGGUCUACAGUUAAAGAUUUGUCUAACCUUUCACCAAUUUCAAUCAACGAAAUUAUGUCGAACGCUACAGAUUUAAUGGUACUCAUAUCCAAGAAGAAUUUUGAGAUUAAUUAUUUCUUUAGUGCUAUGGCAAACAAUACAAAGAUUUUAUUCCGCAUUUUUUUUCCAAUCAACUCAGUUGUUAAUUGUUCAUUAAGUUUAGAGGCCAAUGAUAUUAUAGAGCCAAGGAAUUCAGAUCAGCAGGAUGACGAAAAUGGUGAGUCCUCUCUAGGUGAUGAUAACAGAUCUUCCAAUGAAGAUAGUGAAAAAUUGGGUGAAUUGAAAAUAAAUGUUUCAAGACCGCCUAAUUUUGCGGUAUAUUUUCUAGAGGCGCCAGAUGAAGCUACUAAUAAUCAAUGGUCCAUUUGUGAAGAUUUUUCGGAAGGGCGACAAGUCAAUGAUGCCUUUAUUGGUGGAUCCAAUUUACCACAUGCAUUGAAAGGUUUACAAAAUUCUUUGAGAUUUAUGAAUUCUUUGAUUUUAGAUUAUAACAGCACAAAUCAAAUUAUACCCCCACCACCUCCACAGCCGUUUGUAAUGGAUUCGAACCCAUUAUCCAUGCAUCAUCCAUCUGCUACUGCGCCAACCCCUUUCUUUGAUCAAUAUGACGAUACGUCAAAUGAUGUUUUGGGCUUAGAAAAGGAUCCAACAACUACUAUUAAGGACGCGGGAAGUCAUAAUAGCAGUAAUAAUAAUAUGAAUACGAGUAAUGAUGGUUCAAAUUUGCUAUCUUUGUCCCAUGAUAAUCAGUUACAGGGAAUGCCGGAUUUUUUCAAAAGUCCACCAGAAUUAACUGACGAUACCAGAUGGCUUUAA